AUGCUAGAUCUACUCCGAGCUUCUGCCGAGGCCAAGCAGCUGGUUCGCGAAUCCGACGAAGAGAAGAAUGGGAGCAGCAAGGUGUCGGAUGCCGAUUUCAUCGCAAACUUCGAUUUGUUGAAGAUCUUCAUUGCGACGAGCAUCAAUCCCGAAUUCGGGAUUCCGGUGCUGAGUGACUUCAGAGUGGCACUGGUCCAUCUUUCCUGUGUUCACAAACUGCAUCCGGAAGUUCGCAAGCGGGGAUUGGGCCUUUGGCGAAGCUGGACGGCUACGAGGGCUGUUGUCGGGGCCCGGAAAACUGCAAUCUUGAAGAAGAUGUUCGCCCGCCAAAUGCAGUGGGUGACAGAGGAUGGCGACUGGGUCGACCGGAUCGAGGCUGAUGUGGGCCACGAUCCCGACGGAGCCGCUGCAGCGCCUGAGAGUGAACCGGACAACGACACCUCGCCCGCCGAUGAGAUUGAGCUGGACAACGAGAUGCACCGCCUGCUGUCGUCACAGUCCAUCAGCAAGGAUGGGGAAGACAUUCGGGAUCUGUCAGUCGAAGCUAUGCUCAAGGAGAUGGACAUCAGCGAUGACGACUUUGCAGGGCCCGAGGAUGUGCCACACCCCUCCGAAGUUUUCACGCCAAAGGAAUUGGAAGAUUUCGAGAAGGAGGUGCCACAGCCCUCCGAAGGUAUCACGCCAGGGGAAUUGGAAGACUUCGAGAAGGAGGCUGAAGAUCUCAAGGACGAGAAGGAGAACGCCAGUGGGGCAGCUAUGGGCUGGAAGGAUCGCGAUCGGAAAGCUUUGGUGCCGAACGAUUUGCCGGAUGAGCUACUAGAGCUUCUUAAGCCUCAGAAUGCUGACGAGAUUGAUGCGAACUCCACCCUCACGAAGCAAAGGGAGAUCAAGCACACGGCCAAAGCAGAAGCAGCAGCAGCGAAGGCCAGUCUUAACUCAACAAUCUGCAUUCAUGAUCGAUAUCAUGAUCUAGAAUACUCUUUUCUCUUUGCAACUGCUAGUACAGUGCAGGUUUCUGGAAAAGGAAAGGGCCGAGGCAAGGGGAAGAAGGGCUUGAAAAGGAAGGCUACUGAGGCUGAGCUGAAGGAAGUCAGCACCCCGCCGCCGACUGAGAAGGAGGCUCCAGCAAGUGACCCGCUCCAGAAGAAGAGCAGGGGCCGGCGAGGGAACAAGCAGGCCAAGGCUGCAGCAAAGGAGUUCGCAGACGAUGAGAAGCAUGAGGACGCAGCAGAGGAGGUCGCAGACGAUGAGAAGCAGGGCGAUGCAGCAGAGGAGGUCGCAGACGAUGAGAAGCAGGACGUCGCAGCAGCAGAGGGGGUCGCAAACGAUGAGAAGCAGGACGUCGCAAAGAAGCCCGUCAAGACACGUCGGGGCAGAAGGUCCGGGAAGAACUUGACUCCCGAGCAGUUGGAAGCAAAGCGGGUAGCCAUGGAGAAGUCCCAGGCCGUGGCCGACAAAAACCUUGUUACGAUCAGAGCCAUGGCAAACCAGCACCCGGAGUUGCAGCCACAGCUUGGGUUCACAGCCAAGAGCUUUACAGUUUGUCCACCCCGUGGCGAAGAGGACUUUCCAGAGAUCAAUCCUAUCACUGUGAACAUUGACAAAAAGAAGGGGUCCACAGUGUCGUGGCUGAAGCACGGCGGUGCCUCUCGGGCGUGGCUCCUGGCAACCUUCCUGGCUGGCUGGCAUGGAGAUGUGGAUCCGCUCGACGAGCAGUGUUGA
Molecule: messenger RNA, 1722 nt
Organism: Symbiodinium sp. CCMP2592
Lineage: Eukaryota; Dinophyceae; Suessiales; Symbiodiniaceae
Source: the annotation of a GenBank genome assembly